CCUCAUAUCGGGGCUCUCCGUUUACAUUAUUCAUACAGAGGAGGGAGUGACUUGUUGGCUCUUUUUUUUCCGCCUGUAUAAAACGAGAAGUUCGCGUAAAAGAAAAUACAGAUGGAGAAGGCUAGCCGGCUCGCUGUGUCACAGAGAGUCCCCUUAAGCCUACGUGACAACUCACAUACUGUCCCUUUGUGACCAGCAUAAUCAGCAGAAUGCCCGGUCUCUGUGUGCUUUGUCUCGCCGCGGCACUGGCCGCGUUCGUCCGGCUCGCCGGCACGGUGGGGCCGGUGGUCCGAUGCGAGCCUUGCGACGCCGGGGCGCUCCUGCUGUGCAAGCCGCUGCCGAAGGACUGCGCGGAGCGGGUGAGGGAGCCCGGCUGCGGCUGCUGCAUGUCGUGCGCCCUCGGCGAGGGACAGGCGUGUGGAGUGUACACGGCGCGCUGCGGCUCCGGCUUGACCUGCCAGCACCAGCCGAGGGAGAGCCGGCCACUGCAAGCUCUGUUGGAGGGACGGGGAGUGUGCUCCAGCGCCGCGUCCAAAAAACUCAACAGCAUUCUCAUACCGGCGCAAAAACAAGAUACAAAUCAAGUAGAAGAAGGCUGUGCCAACGUGACCACGACAAUGACGGUGGUGCCCAGCGUUGCGACCGUGAAGGGCGGGCACAGUCGUGGCUCAAUGGACACCAGGCCUCCACUGCACAAUAAACUGAUCCAGAAAGAUCAGAACAGGAAGACUCAGAGUUACAAGGUAGAGUCCGUGUCAGGAGGAGCCAAUAUGGACAUUCACAACUUCUCCCUGGAGAACAAGAGGGAGACUGAGUAUGGGCCAUGUCGGCGGGAGAUGGAGAGCAUCCUGAGCAGUCUUAAAAUCAGCAACGUGCUCAACCCGAGAGGCUUCCGCAUACCUAACUGUGACAGAAAGGGAUUCUACAAGAAAAAACAGUGCCGUCCAUCCAAAGGCAGGAGGCGGGGCUUCUGCUGGUGUGUGGACAAAUACGGGCAGCCUCUGCCCGGCUUUGAUGGCAGGGAGCGGGGCGAGACGCAGUGCUACAACCUGGAGAGCAAAUGAGAAGACGGAGGGAUGACGAGUGGACGAGGAGAAGAGAAGGGGGAGGGAGAAAGACAGAGAGAGAGAGAGAAAGAAAGAGAGCCUACUUUUCUCUUGCAUGUAGUUUUAUGUAAAAAUUUGAAGGGGCUCUGGACGUUUUGAUUUCAGGUCUCAUUUCUGUUGGAGAGUUAGGGAGAGAACAAGGGGGGAGGGGUGAAGCUCAGCUUCUGCGACCAGCCAAGCCUCCUGUCCAUCACAGCUAUCUGUCCUGUGCUUAGGGAACCUCUAUCCUUUCUUUAAAAAAAGAAAACAUUUAAGCUAAAAGCUGAGAGAGGAGAAAGAGAGAAUCCUACCAUCUGCACUAUUCUUUUAGAGAGAGAGGAAGGAGGGACUUUUCCACUCACUUUAAAGAGGACUUGUUUGUGGUUGUGACCCGACGCACCGCACUACCACCGUUUUCUGUCUUGUGUGUCUGUCUGUGAGUGUGUUACCGUGAGUCCGCGUGUGUGUCUUCAUGUGUGAGCACCUGCAUAGCGUCCGUGUGCACAGCUGCAUGUCUGUAAAAGAUGGCGUGCGAGUGUGCGUUCUCCCAAAAGUGUUUAUGUAAAUACUGUGUGUCUCUAAACUGAGCUUAGCGGUCCUCAGCCUCUCCUCCAUUAAACAAUACAAACAUAAACGCUCUCUGGCUCAGGGUCCAUUUUGAAGUGAAGGAUUAUGGCAUAGCAGGGCUUUGACUUCUUAUCCAGCACAGUCGUCGCCCAGGACCCCCCACGCUGCCUCUGGCUUGUCCCUUGUCCUGCUGUUGGGAAGGGAAUGGAGCCAGUUACAGUGCCUUAAAAACAGACCUUUUCAUGCCUCCCCUCCCCCCCUUCAUCCUCCGUAGUCCUCGAUUAAUGGGACACGUCACUAUCUACCAUUUGGUUAUCAGAUACUCACCGCCCCUAGCCUUGAAACAUGGCUCUGGAAAAUUGUAUCUUACACUUUGGUUGAUGGCCACGGCUACUAUAGAUUUGACGCUGCAAAAUCAGCAUGAAAACAUCCAUAGAAACAUCUAAAGGCAUCGUCUUCAAUGUUGAUCCAUGUACUGAUCGUCUCACAAAAUAUUUUUAGGUGCAUUCUCAGCUAUGAGGUACUGAGUAUUUGUAACAUACUGAAAGAAAUUAGUGGAGAAGUGGAUGAAGGUGCAACAUGUGCCGAAUUACAAUGGUUCCUAGCCUCUUGUAAUAAUCUUCCUGGUUCAAGUAGAUCUAGUGUCCCGCAGGAAACUGCUCACAUUCUCUGGCCAGUUGGAUUCAGUGCAACCGCCGUAAAUUAAAGUUGCCAGGAAAGAAAGAGUGAGUGACAAACUUUGCUGAGCCACUUUUUUGAGCUCACAGGAGGUGAAACUACUCGACAGACAGAUGUUUCGGUUUCGUCUUGAGGUGCUCACACGCUGUCCUGCAGUCUUAGGGAUCAGAUUGGUUAGAUUAGUGUGUCUUCUGUCUCUUUCCCACCACCGUCUGUACGGCGUCCCUGUCCCUCUAACCUGCUCUCCUGUGCACUCAUGCGGCUACAGUGCUGAGGUCCUACAUGUCUUUACCUCUUGUCUGAAGCGUCCUUGUCUGUGUGCCUGAUCCCGUCCUUGUGUCCCCCCCACUAACCCGAGCUGUUAUGCCCCACUCCAGACCAGCUCCACUCCGGUCCUCUUCCUGUCAGUGGUGCAAACCUGGUGUAGGCUUGUUUGAACGGGGCGAGCCCGGUGUGAACGGCCGCCCGCACGCUUCAAGCACAAGCACAAGCACUUAAAGCACUUUAGCUGCGCCGCUACUCGUCAAUGCAUGCAGUUAAAGACAAUUGGUCCUUUCUGCAUCUGCAUACCUUUGCUUUGAGGUAAUGUCAGAUGAAACAGUGUGAUACUGUAAGAAAACAAUAAUAACCCAGGGAGGGAAAAAAAAGAAAGAGAGAGAGAGAGAAAAAAAAACGAAGCUACACCAGGACUUCUGACAGCGAACCUAGCGAGCACCCCUCAGACAUUUUCUGUUCAAUGCAACUAUUUUUUCUUUUUUGUUGUUGUUUUUGUUUCUUUGAAAAAUGCUUGUAUGAUCGUAUGCCAACAAAUCUCCACAAGGUGGACACAGCACCAAAUAUGCAUUCACAUGAGUGGUAGGGGGUCUGAGGGAGGAGGCAGGGUCCUCCCCAACGAGCUUCCUGCCCGAUGCUCUCCCACAUCCUGUGUAAAGACUUGAAAAGUAGAGAGAGUGCCGACAAAGAAUGCUUGCCCAGUAGCUCGGUAGCAUGAAAAUCGGCCGUACACUUCCUUUAAUAGACAUCAGCAACCUACAACCAGCCUGUUGGUGCUAUAUCCCAUCUAUUCAAAGACUUGAUGUACGGGGAGGAACAUACAUAAAUAUGUUUAAGCUAUUCCCUCCCUAAUAUUUGUAAGUGUGUCUUUUUAUAUAUAUAUAUAUAUUAUUAUUAUUAUUUUUAUUUCCUGGCCAGCUAUGUGUCUGACUAGACAUCAUGUACAGUACUUAAAAAUGAAAAUUAUUUAUCUAAGAAAGAACUAUAAGCUGAUCCAAACUAGGUUUUCUUAUGAACAAUUCAGUGACUCACCGAUUGCACAGCAAAGUCUAUAUGAUUAAGUGUAUUUUGGGGAAUAUAAUCACUAAUGAAUGUUUUAUUUUUUAAUGAACCUUUUCCUUCUGUUGCUCAGCAGUAUCAUUUGUAAGCUCCGUGCCCAGCAGGCGAGCUUCAGCCUCGGGGCUGAAAUCUAUGUCAGUCUGUCACUCAGGUCUCUGGUAAUCUUAGUUCACUGCUCCUUUAGGCCGGUGAACCUCUCACCUCUCAGUAAGUCACUUCUCUCCAUGCACACCCAGCCAUCCCGCCUCAAGUCUGUUAGUGCAGAGCCAGGGUCACACUUCUGUAACGUCACUUUUUACUUUGUAUUAUUUUUUUUUCUCUCUGCUGGUCACGUUAAAGAAUCUCUCUGUUCACGGGUAAAUGUACUUUUGUUUUUCAUUUCAAGCUUAUCCUUUGAUUCAAGCUUUUCAUGAUACUAAACUAGAAAUCACACAGCUAUUAUUUUCUGAGAAAAGGAAAUGACUUUGAUUCGAAGUAUAAUUUGUAUUUAAUGUCUUUUUUUAAAUAAAAAGUGAACACAUUUUAAAAUGCCGUCUCCGAGGUGUGUGUUUUCUCCUUGUGUUGUCAGCAGUAGCUAACAGAGCAAAUUCACUUCUGCAAUCAGGAAACAACAUUUGCUCUUGUUGAAGUCCUUGAAUGCAAUCAGGCUCCCCUCAGUCUUGGAAAGUGUCAAUAAGGAUAAAGCAAAGGCUCAAUUUGUAAAGAAUAAAAAUAAAUCUGGUGGUGCCAGGCAGGCUGGCAGUGGGCAUGAGAGGUUGAGGCGAAUUCCUGUGCCCGACCAAGGCAAACAGAGAGCGGGUCAAAAGGCAGCGCAGAGCUGCAAGUCCCCACGAUCCGUCUAAAGUUAGACAAGAACCUCCACUUUAGAUCGCCGUGAUAACACUGCACACAAACACACACCCAAUAUAGAAAAAUGUGGUCUGGGAGUGCAUCUACACACACGUUCAUAAUCCUGAUGAAGCUGUUAUGAUUCUGAUGUUAUGAUUCCAAAAAAACAUACCAGCCUGAGGUUAAAGGCCAGGAAGCACAUAGCUGAGGUUAAUGUUUUUAUUAAAUAUAUCACCUUUUUUUCUUACGUUACAUCUCAAUUACAAAAGUGUACAUACGCACAAGUGAGCAGUUAGUCACUUUGGAAUAGACUCACACAAACAAUAAUUCUCUCUCCAACAGCAGCAUGUGGAUAGAGCGGGUUCACUGCGGGACUCGCUCCUUGUGGUCAUGUGUUCUUGGUCAGAGAGAACAGCAACAUGUAAAGUAAAGUAGCAUUUACUUUUGACAGAUACAUUAACACAACGGACAACAGACACAUAAAUAUUGGAGGUAGGUUAAUGUAGAAAUACCCGUCUGAGAGGCGGCGCAGGGAGAUGCCGCCUGUCAUGUUAUCUGUAACCCCAUGAAAUCAUGGGAAAUGGUUUCUGAGACUGCUUAAGGAUUCCAGACUGAGAGUUUUGCAUUUACUGACAAGAGCUGAUCAUGUGUCACAUCAGGAAAAAAAAAAAAA
Molecule: messenger RNA, 5163 nt
Organism: Acanthopagrus latus (yellowfin seabream)
Lineage: Eukaryota; Metazoa; Chordata; Actinopteri; Spariformes; Sparidae
Gene: igfbp3
Product: insulin-like growth factor binding protein 3
Exons: 4
Coding region: 210-1064 (284 amino acids)
Biological process (GO): regulation of insulin-like growth factor receptor signaling pathway
Cellular component (GO): extracellular region
Molecular function (GO): insulin-like growth factor II binding; insulin-like growth factor I binding; fibronectin binding
Source: RefSeq, a predicted model, not a curated record